This is a messenger RNA of Biomphalaria glabrata, 2397 nucleotides long. RefSeq names its product eIF5-mimic protein 2-like. Gene Ontology annotation, cellular component: membrane; cytoplasm. NCBI's taxonomy places the organism in Eukaryota, Metazoa, Mollusca, Gastropoda, Planorbidae. The coding region runs from base 138 to 1409 and encodes 423 amino acids. Gene Ontology annotation, molecular function: protein binding. The transcript is spliced from 12 exons. The record is from RefSeq and is a predicted model, not a curated record.
AAACUCUUGAACGUAAUAUCGUUGUCGUCACAACCGGCGUGAUUUCAACGAGUCUCAGAAAUCAACCUUCCAUACCUCUUCGACUGUUAGGAGCGUGUUAGCCAAAAAUAUAAUCCCAGUAUAUUAACAACAGGUAUAUGAGUCAAAAGGCAGAAAAACCACAACUAUCAGGCACCCGUCUGAAGACCCGAAAAAGGGAUGAAAAAGAAAAAUACGAUCCAACCGCAUUUCGAGAUUCCAUCAUUGCAGGGCUAAGUGAAUGUGGGGGAGAUUUAGAUCAAGUGUCUCGCUAUCUGGACAGAGAAGGAUCCAAGUUAAAUUACAGAAGAUAUGCAGAAGUCCUCUUUGAUAUAUUAUUUGCUGGAGGGAUUCUUGCCCCUGGAGGAUUUAUAGUUGAGAGUGUUGAUUCUGGCAAGCCAGUCAGGUCAGAUAUUUGUGUGUUCAGGUGGGAUGGAGAGCUGGACAAACUUCGUAACUUCUACUCUGUGUUUUACAAACUCAUCCGAAGGUACAAGUAUCUGGAAAAAGCAUUUGAGGAUGACUUGAAAAAGAUCCUGAUGUUCCAGAAAGGCUUUUCAGCUGAUGAAAGAGAGAAACUGGCUAAGAUCACUGGUAUUAUUUUGGCCAAUGGUCUUUGUACACCUAGCAUCUUGCUGAGUUUGUUUGAAGACCAUCUUGUCAAAGAAGGAAUCUCAGUGGAUUUUGCUGCUAUUAUGUUUUCAACUUGGUUGAAAGAAAAGGACAUCAAUGCUAUUUGUGCUGCUCUAAAGAAGCAGCAGAUUGAUGCUAGAUUGAUGGAAAUGUUUCCCCCUAAUAAGCGUAACCAGGAAAAUUUUGCUUCAUUCUUUCGGGAACGUGGCCUUGGGGCAAUUGCAGAUAUGCAGACUGCUCAGAUGGCUUCGAAAGCAAAGAAAGAAGCCCAGAAAAACCUGGCAGAUAUGAUUAAAGAUGAAAGCUCUAUUCCUGAUAUGACAGAAUAUGUCACAGAUUUGUUGGAAAAACAAGGCAUGUCUGAAACAGAGGUCACAAUAUCGAUUUGGAAUUCAGUUAUGGCUGCUGUUGAGUGGAACAAAAAAGAAGACCUUGUUGCUGAGCAGGCUCUGAAACAUCUACGACAGUACUGCCCACUUCUUAAAGUAACAGCCCGCUCUGCUAAGUCUGAGUUGGCUUUGAUGCUUAAAGUCCAGGAAUUCUGCUAUGAAAAUAUGAAUUUCUUAAAAUCCUUCCAAAAAAUCAUCACUUUACUUUAUAAAGAUGAUGUUAUCAGUGAAGAUGUCAUUCUGAAGUGGUACAAGGACAGCCAUAGCUCAAAGGGCAAGAGUGUCUUCCUAGAACAGAUGAGCAAAUUUGUCGAAUGGUUGCAGAAUGCAGAAGAAGAAUCUGAUGAAGAAGAAGGUGAUGAAGAUUAAAGAUUUAUUGGAUUGAUGAGCUCUACUAGAAUAUGGCUAUCUUGGCCAGAGUUGAAAUCUGUUUUGCACUUCACAGUACUUUGUGUAGUACCAACCACAAAGCACUUCAUAUUCUAUAUUGUUUUCUGAACAAUCAAAUUGGCUUGUCAUUGAUUUUGGUGAAAUAUAAAAUUUAGAAAUAAUUUUAAAAAUGUACUCUUCAUAAUUUGGUUACUUGCAGCAUUUACUUUUUAUUUUUUUUUUUACCUAUGUAGCUUUAAUAGUCAAAGAGGUUGUCAUUCCAGAUGUACAUGAUUUUUUGAACGUUAGUCAUUGUUAGUUAUCGCUGUACACAUUAAUCAUGGUUUAUCUCAAGAACUAUUCUAGUUUUUACCUUCAUUGUAUUGAUGUGAAUAUGUCCAACUGACUGUUGUUAACCCCCCCCCUCCCCCCUGGAACUGAGGGAAGUGAGUUAUUCCAUCUUACACCUUCAAGGGUGACAUUCAGCUCAUUACACAGCAAGUUCUCUCUCCCCUGUCACGGUUAAAUCACUUGAAAAUCAAUAGGAAAAAGUGUUCUCACUGUAAAUGUUUUUUGUUUCAACUUGAGUUACUAGCUAGACCAUGUGUAUUCUUUUUUGAAUGCAGGAUUUAUUUUUUUCUAAGUGACUGUUUGUUAGCUGCAUAGUUUGUAUGGCCUGGCAAUGUAAAUAUGUCUGAUAUCAGUCCUAUAGCACACCUAUCUUGGUGUGUGCCCUAGAAUGCAUGCAGGUGUGAGUCUGUUUAAAUACAGUUCUUCACUUUUUGCCUUACUCCAUAGAGGUCAUUGAUGAAAAUGUGGUGGUGGAAGGUUGUCUUUUUUUUCAAUUCAAAAUCAAUGUAUGAGCCAUCAAUCAGUGCUUGUAAAAUUACUCACCUCAUUUAAAUACAAUUUUACUUAAGAAAUAUUUCCCAACUAUUGACAGUGAUUUUAAACCUUUUCUGUAUCUGUAAAUAAAACAUGCAAUCUU